Molecule: messenger RNA, 928 nt
Organism: Numida meleagris (helmeted guineafowl)
Lineage: Eukaryota; Metazoa; Chordata; Aves; Galliformes; Numididae
Product: prolyl-tRNA synthetase associated domain-containing protein 1-like
Exons: 2
Coding region: 160-684 (174 amino acids)
Molecular function (GO): aminoacyl-tRNA deacylase activity
Source: RefSeq, a predicted model, not a curated record
UCACUGCGGGGGGCGGGGUUUCGCCUCGCGGCGCGGCGCGGCGUGCCGCCCUCCCGGCCGGUGUGCCACGUUGUUCCUGAACGCGUCCCCGCGUCUGGCACGGGGCGGGAAGUCACCGCGCAGCGAAACGAAGCGUAGUAAAAACGCGGGAGGGGCGGCAUGGCGGCGGCGCCGGGGCUGCGGGAGGCGCUGGAGGAGCGGCUGAGGGGUUUGGGCAUCGCCGCCACCACCGCGGAGCACCCGGAGGUGUUCACGGUUGAAGAAAUGAUGCCCCACGUCCAACACAUGAAAGGAGGGCACAGCAAAAACCUUUUCCUUAAAGACAAAAAGAAGAAAGGGUUCUGGCUGGUGACUGUCCUGCACGACAGGCAGGUCAACUUGAACGAUCUUGCGAAAAAACUUGGCCUCGGAAGCGGAAACCUCAGAUUCGCCGAUGAAAACGCCAUGCUGGAAAAGCUGCGGGUGGGCCAAGGCUGUGCCACGCCGCUGGCCCUCUUCUGCGACCGCGGCGACGUGAAGUUCGUGCUGGAUGCUGGCUUUCUGGAGGGCGGCCAUGAAAAGGUGUAUUUUCAUCCGAUGACAAAUUCUGCGACCAUGGGCUUAAGCCCUGAAGAUUUUCUGAAGUUUGUGAAAUCGACGGGCCACGAUCCGAUCAUUGUGAGGUUUGACGAAGACGUUCAGUAGGUGAGGAUCACGUGGCUUGGCAUAGGUUUUAUAGCGCAAAACUGGUGGAAGUCUCAUAAAUGCGACUUGGAAAAACUGGCCUGCUCUUUUGUACAUGGUAUAAUUUGGUGAAAAAUACGCUCAAGUUAUUGAAAAUUCAACAGAAUAUUCUUGAGAAGAUGUCUGCAAUCUACCAGCAUCCAGCAAGACGAAGAAACGUUAUUUAAAUAAUGUUAUGUUGAUUAAUAAAAUGGAUUAAGUGGAA